UCAAUAAGGUUAGAACUACAACGGCUAAUUCACAUUUAAUUAAUAUGUUGCAAGAUUAUGAUACGUGUUACUUUAUUAUCAAUAUUGCACGCGACACUCGUGCGAUGUAGCCUACGUCUUGGUUCGUGUCACGUUACAUUUUAGAAUGUUGAUUUGUUCGUCAAAACAGGAUAUGUGAACGUCCCCUUUUUCUGUAGUUACGUUUUUAAAACUCAGCCGUCCAAGUCGCUCGGAGUCCGUGUAGCCCAUAGUGUCAGACUAGCAGCCCACAAGGGACAAGAAUGCGAGCGGGUGCUGGCGGUGCUCGUCUUCUCAACACAAACAAGUAACCUAGUCUACAGUCGAUCACUUGCACUGUAAACACCGAAAAUCGUUCGGUAGCCCUUAUCAUCCGUGUCCAUAGACAAUCUACUCUCCGGUAUUCCAGAGGUGCCCCAUGGUUUUGUUAAAGCACAUCUCUAUCGCCCUGAGCGCCGCAGUGGCUGCCGUCGGCUCCGCGCUCUUUAUCGCCUUGAAUUAUUUCUACAGAAGGCGAAUAUGGUCACCUGAAGUGGAAUAUAGCAUGAUAAAAGAGGAGGGCGGGGGCGGUGGGAAACGGCAGGUCCUCGUCCUGGGUCUUGACGGGGCUGGGAAGAGCAGCAUGAUGCAGGGCCUCACCCCUAGCGACCAGGCCAAGAGGGGGGGCCACAGGCGGCCCACGCGGGGCUUCAACUUCAUGAGCCUCCGAGCCCCCACCUGCCAGCUCGACUUCCUGGAGAUAGGAGGCGGGGAGGACCUGCGACGCUAUUGGUCGGAGUACCUGCUGAAGACGCACGUCCUGGUUUACGUGGUGGACUCGUCCGACAGGAGCCGUCUCCCAUUGGCCAGGGCAGAGCUGCACCGUCUGCUGAAGGUCGACGCCCAGCUCCCUGUGAUUGUCCUUGGCAACAAACAGGACAAGCCCGAUGCCCUGAGUGUGUCUGAGCUCCACGCGGCCCUGUCUCUUGAGGAGGUGGGGGGCAGGAGGCUGUUCCUCCUGGCUGCCCAGGUGGCCUGCGACAGCCGGGGACGCUUCAGCCAGGGGGGGCCCCACAGCCUCCAGGCCUUCCAGGACCUCCUCCUGCAGCUCAUCUGACAGGAUCAGGUGGGGUGAUGGGGAGGAUGACACGAAGAACAAUGGAGGCAAAGCAGGCGUCGCAUUCUGAGUGUAUCGUCCCUAUUUUGUUUUUGGGUGAAAACCAGUGACAGUGUUUCUGUGCGAGAUUUUUACGGCUUAAUCCAAGCCACACGUCUGUGGAGUUGGAGAAGGGUUUUUACAGAGCUCAGAUUCCCUUCUCUACAGCCAAGACUAGUGUUAAGAUGACCUUGUAGUAGACAAGGACAGGACAAGAGAGGUGUCACAGUCAUGUUCAAUGUCCAGGACUGUGUGUCUUGCUCUGAAUCAUAGAUUUUUUUGUGUGUGGAUAUUCUUUCUCAUCAGCAAUAUAUUUCUUGAUUUUACCCCCAUUAAUCAAAUGGAACAUUUCUAUCUUAAACACAAACUAAUGUACAUAGUAGUUGUUUUGGUACUGUGUUGGUAAGUUAAAUAUUAGCAUGUCACGAUUUUUUUUAAAUCUGCUUUUACUGAAGUCAACAAGCUAUCCCAGAGCACAUCUUUAAGCUUUCUUUGAAGAGCGGACACGUCUACAACAAGAAUGUGGAUUUAUUGCAGUGAAUAAUGUACAGCAGAACCCAACCUCUUUAUUUAAUCAUUAUUAGCUGCGACGAGCAGCUCUAUAGCUCAUAGUCGGUCCACAAAAAAUGGCAUGCGUGUAGGCUACGUGGUUGCAGCUAUUGCGAAUUCGCACUUUUAUUGCUUUUAGCAUGUACGAUCCAUUCCCACCUCAUGGACGAUGUUCAAUCCAAUUUACCCCCCAUACAACUUCGCUCUCACCUUGCCAAGGACUAGCCAGUUCACAUCACUACACGAUGCUAGCCCAACUGUUGCGUAACGACGUCCAAAACAAAUAGUGACAAAUAUAUAGAUACGCAAGCCCGCAACGACCUUGUUAUGAAGAUGUUGGCCAAAGUUCCUCAGCUGACUGAAGGGUAAGUAGUUCUGCUGAGUGGCCGUUGAAGAAAAAACGACACUAAGUUAUUGACCUGGCAUCAGUAAUGACCGUCAUUUGUCUGUUUCGCCAGCACGUUUGAUAACCUUAGACCUCCGCAAUCAGCUCCUUAAUACACAGCUGUUAGUGUUAGUCUACAACCAUAAGUCUCAACAUUGGUCCGUUAGAUAUCUACAAACCAGCCAUCAAUGCAGCACUUUGUUGCUUACCAAAAUGACAUGGUGAAUCAUUGACUUAAAACAAACAGUCACAGUAUAUAAGUAGGUCAUCUGAUAAGCAUAUAGGUUGUUUCCUGACCGGCCUAAAGAACAUGUUGGCAUGUUUUCCCCUCAGGCUGUUAAGGCUUUAUUCUGUUGUGCUGUUCAAACGGAUUUUUGAGAUUGUAAAUGAUGCAGCUUCACUCAUGUCUUAGCUGACACCUUUUGUAUUUUUUAUGUUGCAGUUAUAAAAAUGUUUGAUAUGCAUCAGUGACGUCUGACGUCACACUAUCCAAUAAUAUAAAUAUCUAAACACACUGACGCCAAACUACAAACGCACACUUUCUUCCCGAACAGUCUUUAUGGAUGUUUGACAGUGUUACUGCACCUUCAUUUGUGUAAAAGAACUUUUGAAAACGUUUAACAUUAAAGGUGAUUGUUCUGGAGCAUGUUGGAACAUGAAUGGCCAGGUCUUGUUUUUU
Molecule: messenger RNA, 2766 nt
Organism: Osmerus eperlanus (European smelt)
Lineage: Eukaryota; Metazoa; Chordata; Actinopteri; Osmeriformes; Osmeridae
Gene: arl10
Product: ADP-ribosylation factor-like 10
Exons: 4
Coding region: 437-1114 (225 amino acids)
Molecular function (GO): GTP binding; GTPase activity
Source: RefSeq, a predicted model, not a curated record